CAGGGCGCACACACUGUUUAUACGGACGACGUACGCGCGCGCCACACGGUCGAUCGGAAACGUUUUUCGUACGAGUCGGAUUACGAGCUUUUUUUUUAUUUUUGAACACAAAAUAUUAUAAUAUUCAAAUAUUACCGUCGAAUCGGUUUUUUUUUUAAUCUUCUCUCCGUCCUUCUCUACCGCCGUCAAUCCGUUUCGAAAUUAACUGCUGCGCGGUCGACGUCGAUUUCGGUCUGUGUUUCGAGUUUAUUAUUAUUAUUGUUAUUUUAAAUAACCGUCGAGUUCUCCUUGACAAAAUAAACCACCAAAAAAGAAAAAAACGUACGACUGUAGCUGUGAAGACGGACGGAUCUUCGGACGAUUUUCCGCCGGUCAAUCGAGUGCGUUUUCCAAAUCUCAAAUUUCUCAUAUUUUUGGAUCAACGGACCAUGUGCCCUGAGAAAAAUUGUCACAACGACCGACGUUAAAGAUGACUGUCAAAUGGUGGUCCGUGCUGGUCGCGCUGGCGUGUUGCUCGAUCCACCGCACCGUCAUGUGCACGUCCAUCCAGCUGGACUUACGGCCGGUGCCAUCCAACGACCCUGGCGUCGUUGAUCUCAUCGAGAGUGUCAAUCCGGCGCUGGACCCCAGGCCCGCCGACCUAAAUGUCACGGCGCUGUUGGCCAAGCUGGCCGCCAAGUUCGACCCCAAAUGCAUGAGCGUCACAGCCCCUGAACAAUUGGUGCCCGCCCCCGACAUACCCUUCAGGAGGAAUCGACGAGGCCGACUGGUGCCCAUCGGUAAGAUGCCGACUGAGAUCCGAGAGCUGGACACCAAAUUCUUCUCACUUCCGGACGGCCGGCGGCUCCGAACCCGGAUAUCCAGUCAACUGCGCCGGAAGAUCCAGCAGUACCUCUGGGGCCGGACGGCGUGCCCGGUAAACAGACAGUGGAAGGACCUGGGCCAGCGGUUCUGGCCACGGUGGCUGCUCGAGGGUCAUUGUCCCAAGGGCGAGACAUCGUGCUCGGUACCUUCGGGCAUGUACUGCCGAGCCACCGGAAACCAGUACAAGACGCUGUUGAGGUGGUAUUGCCGUCAGCCCAAUGUCCCGUCGGCCGCAUUGCAGUACAACAGUCUGCCGGGCACGAAGGCGACGGCGUCGGUGGUCAACCAGAUGAAGGUGUGCCAGUGGAUCAAGGUGGAGUACCCGGUGGUGACCGAGUGCGGUUGCGGUUGCGCGACCGACGUCUCCGAGUGACAUGGCUGGGCAGCACCCACCUGCAGGGGUGGAACGAAACUAAAUCAUAUUAUUAUUUCAUUGUAUACGAGUGGUAUACCUUAUAUCAUUAUUAUUUUUCUCCAAACAUUUAUUAUUAUUAAUUUUUUUUUUUACGAGUCGGACGACUUGUCGCACACUACUAGUCUUAAUAUAAUAAUAAUGUACGAAACACGGUUUUUUUUUAACGACCAAUUAGUUGUUAAGAAUUUCAUAUAUUUAUAAUAUUAUGCUAAUUGUUUAUAAUGUUACGUGUACACCGUCGUCCAUAUCGUCAGUCCCGACGUAUCAUACUAUGUAUAAUAUUAUCAUUAUGUUUUAUUAUUCAAAAGAGGAGAUCGCAUAAUAUGUCAUAAUAUAUUAUACUAUUAUUACCUAAGAUCGUCUUUCCGACACAGGGAGACAUCUAGUAUAGAUUGGACAGCUAUUAUAAUAGUAUCGACCAGUGAUAUAUUAUUGCUCCAAACGAUCAAUUUUAUUAUUAUGUAAUAAACAUAGCUGCAGUGCGUAAUACGCUAAUACGCACAUCGAUCAAUCGGUCGGCGUUAUAUCGCCAAGUUGUUCGAUCACAACUCUGGGAAUUAUCACUUCGGUUACUGGUAGGUGCGCAUGUGUGGUCGUGUAACACCACCGGCGUUUAAGUAUUUUUACCGACACUCCCCCUCCCCAACAACUACGAUUCAAUGUCAUUAUAAGUUAUGACUGUUUCUACUGUAUAUCAUAUUAUAUACAAUCCUAUUAAACGUAUUAAACGUCGAUUUAGAAUUAAUUUAUAUUAAUAUACUGAUGCACCCGUUGCGUCGUAACAGACACGAUCAUUCGACAGUUUUUUUUUUAAAUAUCACUCUCUCUCACGUAUUAUUAUUAUUACUAUCAUUAUUAUUAUUAUUAUUAUUAUUAUUAUUAUUAUUAUUAUUAUUAUUAUUAUUAUUAUUAUUAUUUCAUCAUCAUCGACAUUCUUUGAGGUUUACAUAUCAUAUCGUUUUACAUAUAUUUUAUACCAUCGAGCGAAAUUAUUGGCAGAAAAAAACAUACAAAAUACGAGUAAACUUGAGGUUUUUUAUU
Myzus persicae (green peach aphid) is the source of this 2320-nucleotide messenger RNA. Its product is annotated as noggin-2-like. The record is from RefSeq and is a predicted model, not a curated record. Gene Ontology annotation, biological process: osteoblast differentiation; dorsal/ventral pattern formation; negative regulation of BMP signaling pathway. Bases 470 to 1237 code for a protein of 255 amino acids. NCBI's taxonomy places the organism in Eukaryota, Metazoa, Arthropoda, Insecta, Hemiptera, Aphididae. The transcript has 3 exons.